AUGGGGUCACAACAACAGGCUCCCAAGCGCGGUGUGCAAAAUCUCAAUAAUUCGUUAUCAAAUACGCCCUCUAAGUCAGUUCGACCAAAAAUAUCUAAACCUAACGAGAAUAAGGAAGGAAUAAAAGAAGAAAUAAGUCCUGAUGUAUCGUCUAUGUUCGAAACAAUUAUGAGUAAGCUUGGUAAGCUUGAUAUUAUAGACAGCCGUAUGCAGUCUGUCGAACAUGAGCUGAAAGAAAUGAAGAAAUCUCUCGUUCGUCCACGCAGAGGUCGAAGACCUAAAGAAAGACAACGAAAAGCUGAAGAAAACAGACGUAGAAACACAAAAGAGGCUCCAGAGUUUAGAAGAACAAAACACUAUUUUAAACAAUCGCGUCAUUGACCUUCAGGCAAGGCCAAUGCGCGAUAACCUGGUAUUUUAUAAUAUCGAAGAAAAUGAGGAAGAAAAUACGACAGAGACCCUCCAGAGUUUUCUAGAAAGUCGUCUGGGUAUAGAAAAUGCAAAAUCUAUAAAGAUUGAUAGAAGCCACAGGAUGGGAAGAAAACAGCGAGGGACAAAGCCACAGGCUAUAGUUGCCAAAUUCAAUUAUUUCCCAGACAGAGAGCGUGUAUUGUCCAACGCAAAGAAAUUGAAAGGCACUAAUCUGGCAGUAUCGGAACAGUUCCCAGAGGAGAUUGUGAAAAUACGCAAGUGGCUUUUCCCAGAAUAUAAGAAAGCGAGAGUUGAAGGCAGAAGAGCUAAGUUGGUAAAGGGACAAACUUUACAUUGA
Molecule: messenger RNA, 769 nt
Organism: Paramuricea clavata
Lineage: Eukaryota; Metazoa; Cnidaria; Anthozoa; Malacalcyonacea; Plexauridae
Source: the annotation of a GenBank genome assembly